Molecule: messenger RNA, 6246 nt
Organism: Pleuronectes platessa (European plaice)
Lineage: Eukaryota; Metazoa; Chordata; Actinopteri; Pleuronectiformes; Pleuronectidae
Exons: 9
Coding region: 418-5319 (1633 amino acids)
Biological process (GO): cell differentiation
Source: RefSeq, a predicted model, not a curated record
GACUCUUCUCCUCAUUUCCCCUCUCGUGGUCCACAGGAGCGUCCGCGCAGGAGGCGGCGGAGAAGUUCAACUGAGCUGGGCAACAGAAACAAAGCCUAACUACCCGGUGCUGCGGUACAAGCGAACCCAGCCUCCCCGCUUUGAAGAGAUUUCCUUUUCCUUUUUUUUUUGUUGUUCACGGAAAUGCCUCACCUGAAGUUUUCCACCGCACGGUGAAAGUUUGGAGCCGCAGAGGAAGGGCGCAGCAGGGGGACGCUUCAAAUGGAGAGAGGCUGAAUUUACGCAUCCGGAUCAGAAAAGUUUCGCAAAGGUAUUGGCACACUGCGUUGAGGUUUGGCCUUGUUAGAGCGGUGCCUCCUGUCCGACGCGAUGGACUCACGUCUUUUGUGAAGGGGCACAGCUCCAGUGUGAGGCGGUAUGUCUAACCGUGACUCGCUGGGGUUCGGGGAACUGCUCCCCCAGGAUGUGGUUCAGAUUUUUGCGCAGGAGAAGCACAGCAAAAAGGGCCACAAGAAGCGCAGUCACUCCCUCGGCCGGGCUCUGGGUUGGCUGAAGGGCAAGAAGAGGAAGGAUCUGGGACCUAAUGGGCGGAGUCUGGGUUUGGGUCCUGCACUCGACUUGGCCUUGGAUGGGCACCAUGCUGGGCACAAGGGAGUGCUGAGGUCAGGACGACAUACACAUCCACAUGGAAACAGUCACGCUUUACCAAAGCGAGAUGACGAUGACGAGACCCAGGCGCCGCUGCUAGUUCAGGAGAAUGUGUUCAUCGAGGCCAGCAGGCCCAAGCACCUGGAGGAUCUUCACACUGAGGCCAUGGAAGGGUUGAAAAUGAUGCAGCAGGAGGAAACCAAUAACGGAGUGGAGUUCCAGGAUAAUGAAAGCACAAUUUCAACAAGGACGGCCCAAACAGACGGGGAGGGUGGAGGGUUUAUGACAGACAGCAGCAUUGCAGACACAUCCUCCAUCGUCUCAGUACAAUCAUCUGUUUCCAAUAGAUCGUCCCGUUCUGGACUCACCAGACAAGGAUCAACAUUCAGACCAUUGAACUCUGGGAAAAAGUCAGAAAAGACAAGAAGAAGACGACACAGGAAGACUGUUGCGGGUAUACCACAGCAUGUCCAGAGAGAGUGGGGGUUGGACAGACAGGGCUGGUCACUGGCUAAUAAGUUAGAGGAAGAACAGCUUUAUAAUGGUGAGACUGAUGAGAGCCCCACCACCGAUAGCCCACAGCUAGCAGCUCAGUCACAAAAGGGAGCCGGUGCCGGCCUUCAAGACAAAAGGAUCCUCCAUCCCCUAAACAAGGCCCACAUCAAGCAACUCAAUGCCUCCCAUGCUGGACAUAGGGAUGACCUGGCCCUGUUGCACCGCAUGGGCUCUGGCUUUUCUGAUGGACAGAGGCCGCGGUCGCUGGCUGUUCCCUGGAUGACCACUGCCAACAGUCUCCAGCAGGAGCCGCCUAGCCCUGUCAUGUCCAUGUCACCCCAGGCUAAUUACAUGUCCAAAAUCAUUCCCAAUGCUGUGUUGCCACCGUCCAUCGAUGUGGUAGAAAUCAGCCGUAAACAGAGUCGCAACAGCCUUCGCACUGUCAGCAAGAGCAGCCUGCUUCUCUCAAGCCCAGCCCCCUCCCGUGCUUCCUCUAGAGCGUCUUCGUCCAGAACCACUUCCUCAAGAGGUUCUACCAUCACCUCCGCCUCCCGCAACAACUCCCACAAUCUGUCUGACAGCUCUUGUUGGAGUAACUCUGAGUCCUCAGAGACCUUGGUGUCUGACUCCUCAACCAUCUCCAGCAGCAGCACCCCCCGCCAGAGGUCGCAGGCUGGUGAGGCUUUUGCUAAAGAGGACAAUGUCAGCAGGUCUUCUAAUGGCACGCUCAUUGGUGAAGCACAAGCACCUAAGAAGGAGGGACCAUUUGUGCGUAGCCUUUCCGUCAUGAAGUCCAAGAAGGCUCCUCCUCCUCCAAGCCGCUCCUAUUCCCUCCACAAUAAGAUGAAGCGGCGAUCACGUGAUCUGGCCGAGGUUAGGGUCUUUCCAGGCGAAUCUUCCCACCACAGAAUCUCCACUACAGUUGAGGAAAAUGAAAAAAACCAUUCAGAACCUUCAUCCAUGUCCUCGAGUAUCAUAGACAGCCCUGGCUACAAUGCUGACACCAGUUCUCUGGAGGAAUCCACAGGGUCAUUCAGUCCCAUUAGAGCCCAGGCACUAAAGGCAGGGGAAGCUGUAAAGGUUGAUUCUUCACAAGAGAAGCAGGAACCACCUCAGGAGAAUAGGCCCAGCAAAAUAAUCUCACCGUCCAGUGGUUACUCCAGCCAAGAUGGAACAUCCCCACAGCUUUCUAAACAGCCUCAAAGUACAUCUCCAAGGCACAAGAUCAUCUUGGCAAAGCUUCAAAAGUUCUUUCCUGGGUCCACAUCUGCUGGUUCAGCUCUGUCCCCUCUCAUAAAAUCAGAGGCUCCUAAAAACAUUAGACCCUCUGGGGACAAUAACAUGGACUCAGUUGACACAGUUGGUGCCAGUGCCUCUGUAAGGACAUUGAGAGAACUCUUUAACAUCCCUCCGCCACCUAAAGUCCACGCACCUCCACCCCCUCCACCAGAGGUAUGGGCUCACAGCAAGCGAAGCUUUGAGCUGCUGCUUGGACCCCCGGCACCUGACAACCUUUAUGCCAUCAUAAAGAAGAAUCCAAAGGACAGGAGACAACAGAGGCAGUCGCCCUCUGCCUCUACAGAUGGAUCUGUGAAGAGCUCGGUGGAAGAAAGAAAACAGAAGAAUCCAGUUGUAACAGUGGAGUCCAGUAAUGGAUCCUUACAUGUGAUUGAGAGAAGGAAAGUUCAAGAAAGUGUGAUUUCGAAUGAAGAGAUUCAUAAAGAGAAGAAUGAAAGACUGGCUCAGAAUGUUGAUUUGAAAGGAAACGGCAAGGUGACAGAAAAAGCCAAAGUAAGUGACAUAAUAAAUGAGAUGUUAGUGAAGGCUGUAGAGAAACGUGAAAAAAGAGUGACAUCAAUUAAAGAAGACGCAAAAAAGACAUCCACAGAAACAACAGAGGUAAAGACCAACAUGGAUAUCUCAUUAGCACUCAUGUCUCCAUCACCCUCGCACCAUUCUCCUCAACCCCACGCUAAACAGACCACAGAAGUUACCUCUGUCACAUUAGUACGAGCUGUUGUAUCCCCUGAGUCGUCCUGGCCCCCUCCACCUCCACCUCCAACAAUAGCACAAGUGGACGUUGCUGGGCCUGAUGUGACAGAUUUCCCCCCACCUCCCCCAUUGUUUGGUGAGGUAGGGUUUGUCAUACCUGUUCAGGUGCCACCAGAGAGGUCCACUCCUGGUGGGGAGUCUUCUGCAACUACAUCUGUUGUAUCAGUAGUGAUAACAGAGGCAGAACCACAGAAUUCCAGUUCAUCCCAAGGGGCUGCCCCUCCACCACCGAAUAUCCCUCCUCCACCACCCUAUACAGCCCCCCCUCCGCCAAUUAUAGCAGUCUCCCCUCCUACAAUUAAAAAGGCCCAUCUGCCGCCAAGAGAAAUCUUUCCACCGCCACCUAAAGAAUUCUCUCCCCCACCACCCAAGGAAGUCUCUCCUCCAGCCCCUAAGGAAGUCUCUCCUCCAGCCCCGAAGGAAGUCUCUCCUCCAGCCCCGAAGGAAGUCUCUCCUCCAGCCCCGAAGGAAGUCUCUCCUCCAGCCCCGAAGGAAGUCUCUCCCCCACCACCUAAGGAAGUCUCUCCCCCACCACCUAAAGAAGUCCCUCCGCCACCACCUAAGGAUGUCUCUCCCCCACCACCUAAGGAAGUCUCUCCUCCAGCACCGAAGGAAGACUCUCCUCCGAGCCCUAAGGAAGUCUCUCCUGCAGAACCUAAAGAAGUCCCCCCCCUACCACCCAAUGAAGUCUGUCUGCCACCACCUGAACAUGUUUCUCCACCCAAACAGUCCUCUCCUCUUCUGGUUAAACAUGUCUCCCCUCGACUGGCUAUCAAGAACCCCCCUUCGACAGAGAUACUCCCUCCAUCUACUGAAGAGGUUGUUCUUUUGUCUUCACAAGAAGGUGUCCCUCAAUCAUCUGUAGAAGAAACCCUUGCUUGCAAGCUCAACCCACCGAAAAGUAUUCCACCUCCACCACCCCUACAAUCAAAGCCCUGUGUGUCAGAGCGGGAUAUUGAUCUCCCAAAAGAAGACAUCCUACCCGAACCUGAAAUGAAUCAAGUUUCACCCAGCAGUAUUCUCCUUCCCCCACAGAGUAUCCCACCUCCGCCUCCGGUAGAGCAACCUCAGGCUGUACCUGGACCAACAACCGAUGAGGUCCCACCAUCGCAAUCAUCUGAAGUGUCAAUACCACAAGGUCCUGAAACCUCUCUUUCACCAGAAAAUCCCCAAGAACCAGCUCCUUCUCCCUCUGUAAACAUUCCUUUGCCUCCACCUUUACCUGUGCAGGGUCUUACCAGCAUUAAGCUUCAGUCUAGUACUAUAAGCACAGAAAACCAAAGCCAAGAGCUGAACUCUGCUCAUGUUGUAGAGGAGGAACCCACUCCUGUUGUAACCCCCUCCCUCCUACAGAUGGUCAAACUGCGGUCUGUCAACAGCAGUCCCGAGCCCCCUAAAGCUCAAGAGGAACUCAAGACAGAGGUCACAAUGAGAAAACAGCAGCCCAGUGAUCAGGCUCCAACCUCAUCUGCCAACGGAGAAGCUCCUCAAAAACCUAUCAGAAGGUCUCUGAUAGUGACUUGUCCUACAUCCACUUCUCUGCCUGUCAUCGUCACUUCACAACCAGCUUUACCCAAGUCCCAGUCUCUUGUGGCUCCACCUGCAUCUUCAUCCACAGUACCCUCCCCUACAAAAAAGUCUCCUCCUGCUACGACUGCCUCUCCUUCCAUGAAACUACAGGAGGCAAUCCGGCUGAGGACAGCAGCCAGAUCAAAAGAGAGCCCUGCAUCUCGCCUCAGCGUGCCAUCACCUACAUCACCAAUAGACCUCCAAAGGUCCCCCAAGUCCCCCACUAGCACAGCAAGCUUUAUCUUCUCCAAGAGCAACAGGAAGGUGGUGAUUGAGACCAAGCCAGUGACAGAGGCCAAGACAAGAGUGCAGAAUAAGCUGGAGGUUUCCCCUGUAACAAAGGUGGUGAGUGAAUCAGAGUCUUUGAAGAAAGCGAGCAAGAUGCCACCACCUGUAGCAAAGAAACCCAAAUCGAAGGCCAAAGAGGAUGAGACCAGUGAAGGGACCGAGCAAACUGCAGGACAGGAAGCACAGCAAGAGAGUAUCCAUGAUGGGGCAGAGAAGACAAAUGGGACAGCAGGUGCGGUGGAAGGAGGAGAAACACUAUCGACAUGAUUGUAAAGACUGAAGGAGACCGGGAAGGACUAACUAAUAAUAACACUGCAAGUUGAUCUUUGUGAGUGACAGAUAUGAAACUGGAUGUGGAUAGAUGCUUAUUUCAAAAACUGGAAUUUGAAACAUGCUGGAUUUAAUAGAAAAUCAUUUGAAUGUCUUGUUAAUGGUGUGGGUCUUAAAGUACAAAGUUAGCAUUUUACUAAGAAUCAUCUAUUUUCUUUUGCUAUAGGGGGCAUUCAGAUUUUUACUGUUGCAAGAAAUGGGAAUAUACUGCCCUCUAGUGCCAAACAAUGAUUGUACCACUUGUGUCCUGCUGAAUCAGAGCUUGUGGUUAGUACUUGCAAUGAUGGGACUUUUGGGCAUUCAUCUGUAAAUAUAGCAACGUGUUGUACAUUUUAAUUAUCCAGUACUGAUGGAUCUUUGCUAUCCUGUUUUUUUUCUGUAUUUCCCCCCCAAAGACUUUCCACACAAAUGAUAUUUGUUAAAAAGAAAAAUAUUAAUUAUCUUAAGUUAUUUUUCCUGUAAUGUUCAGAGGAGAAUGUCUACUUUGCAAUGUUGUGUUAAACCCUUAUAUCAUCAUAUAAAUCAGUUUGUUUGUGUCGAUCUUAAUCCUAUCCAAAUUUGUUUUCUCAAAAUAAAUCCCACUUAAUUAUUUUAUGAUUCAAAGCCAUCGAUGUGCAUGAACACUAUCACAAAAAGAAAGAAGUGGACAUGACAGGUUAUACUGGAAUCGCUUUAUAUUUGGAGCAUGUUUUCUGCUGCUUUUAGUUACUGAUAAUGGAGGCUUUGCCUUUCUUACAGUUAUUAUGGCUCUAACAGUGGGAUAUUUCUAUGUUGGACUAUAAUAUAUUUCAAAGUGUUUUCAGACAUCGUAAUGUCAAAUGAUCAUUUAUUAUGGAAAGAAUAAAGAUUUAUGGACAAAUUAAA